GCCGGCCCGGGGAUGGCGCGGUGCUGAAAGGCGCGGGGCGCGCGGCGGCGCGCGCGGGCCUUCCAGCGCCAUGUACAGGAAACACCUCCAGGAGAUCCCAUCCUCCAGCACUAACGUUUCCACCAGCUUGGACUGGGACUCCAGCAAGACCUCGGAGUUCCUCUCGAGCGUUCCUCUCGGAGUGUCUGUCCUUAAGAAAGAAAAGCUGGGCAAUGAAAACACGCCGCAAGACCUGGUGUCAUCAGGCUGUCCUGCUCCAAAACGGCAGAAGGAGUUUGUUAUUGUGCGCCGGCCGUGGCUGCUCCGAGAGGCAGAGCCAGGUGUUUCUCUGGAUGCGCUUCCAGAUGAAUUACUUUUGGCCAUCUUUGCAUAUUUGCCCCUAAAGGACUUGCUAAAAGUUUCAGUGAUUUGCAAGAGAUGGCAUCGUCUUUCGUUUGAUGAAUCUCUCUGGCAGACUCUUGAUCUUACUGGUGGGAACCUGCUGCCAGGAGUGCUUGGACAAUUGCUUCCUGCAGGUGUUACUGUAUUCCGCUGCCCAAGAGCCUGUAUUGGGAAUCCAUUGUUUAAAACAACUGAACUUCUCAAACUUCAGUACCUGGAUUUCUCAAACUGCACAGUGUCUGUUGCAGAUCUCCAGAGUGUUCUUUGUCUCUGUGAAAGACUGCAGAACCUCAGCUUGGAGGGACUAGUGCUUUCUGACAACAUCAUCAAGAGCAUUGCUAGGAAUCCCAAUUUGAUACGAUUAAAUCUUUGUGGGUGCUCAGGGUUCUCUGCAGAAGCCUUGGAGAUGAUGUUGAGCAGCUGCUCUGUGCUGGAGGAGCUGAACUUGUCCUGGUGUGACUUCACAGCCACACAUGUCAAAUCAGCAGUCAGUCACAUUACUUCACAAGUCAACCAAUUAAAUUUAAGUGGAUAUAGAGAGAAUCUACAAAUAGCAGAUGUGAAAACACUGGUGGAAAGAUGUCCUUUUCUUGUCCAUUUAGAUCUCAGCGACAGCAUGAUGUUAAAGCCUGAGUGCUUCCAGUAUUUUCGACAACUCAUGUUCCUCCAACAUCUUUGUCUUAGUCGGUGUUAUCAGAUAUCACCUGCUGCCUUGGUAGAACUUGGUGAAAUUCAAACGCUGAAGACGCUGCAGGUGUUUGGGAUAGUGACUGACAGCUCCCUGCAGCUCCUCGAGGAAGCACUGCCUGCAGUGAAGAUCAAUCGUUCUCACUUUACAACCAUUGCAAGGCCCACUGUUGGCAACAAAAAGAACCAUGAGAUUUGGGGAAUCAAAUGCAGAUUGACACUGAGAAAUCCGAGUUUCUUAUGAUCAUGUACAAUGCACUGGAUGCAAUGGACACACUGUGCAUUGAAGCUCCUUAGGAAACAAAAGUGCUGGAGCACCUUUAAUCAUAGUACUGUUGUUGUAAAAAGCAUUCUAAUUUGGUCUUACACCUUAAUGUUGUUUCAUAGUAUUUUGUAGCAUUGUUUGUACUUAAAGCCUUUAGAGAUCUGAUGAUCUGUGAGCAAUUGUAGAAUUUUUGAGGCUUUUUUUUUUUUUCUUUAUACAGGGGAUCUUUG
This is a messenger RNA of Empidonax traillii (willow flycatcher), 1563 nucleotides long. It is a transcript of the gene SKP2, whose product is annotated as S-phase kinase associated protein 2. Gene Ontology annotation, cellular component: SCF ubiquitin ligase complex. NCBI's taxonomy places the organism in Eukaryota, Metazoa, Chordata, Aves, Passeriformes, Tyrannidae. The record is from RefSeq and is a predicted model, not a curated record. Bases 71 to 1312 code for a protein of 413 amino acids. Gene Ontology annotation, molecular function: protein binding. Gene Ontology annotation, biological process: SCF-dependent proteasomal ubiquitin-dependent protein catabolic process. The transcript is spliced from 10 exons.